Pocillopora verrucosa is the source of this 1709-nucleotide messenger RNA. NCBI's taxonomy places the organism in Eukaryota, Metazoa, Cnidaria, Anthozoa, Scleractinia, Pocilloporidae. The record is from RefSeq and is a predicted model, not a curated record.
AAGGUAACUCACACAGCCCUCUUCGAGACCGUCUGAGAUACCAGUGUGGUUGUCAAACAUCUUCACGAAAGACUUUGAGACUGAAACCCGCAAAUACGAGAAUAAACGAGAAUUUGCAUUAUCUUUCAAGACUUUGUUAUCAAGAAUGGCACAGGAAGGGACCCCAGAGAAAAGUUCUGAUGCCUCGGCAACUGAAGUUAGCCAGAUUAUAUUUGGUGCAAAAAACUUGGAGUAUCAGAUCGAACAGUUUGUCAGUUCCGGUGGCCAGACUGUUAAUAUCCUCCUGAGUGGCAAGACAGGGGUUGGCAAGUCACAUCUGACAAAUGCGCUCAUUGGAGAAAACCUUGCAGCAGAAGGAUAUGACAUCGACCCACAAACUAAUGACGUAACUGCUUACGAGGUUGUCAAAAACGGCGUAACUAUCACAGUGUUUGACACUCCAGGACUCGCAGACGCAACCGGCAAUGAUGAAGAAUAUCUGCGGAAAAUCAAGGAGAAAGUAACCCACUUCGACUUGUUUCUAUUCUGCACUGAGAUGACCAGUAAGCGAUUCCGCACCGACGACUUGGAAACGAUAAAGAAGCUUACAGAAGCCUUGGGGGAGAAACUUUGGGAUCAUGCUCUGGUGGUUUUAACCUUUGCCAACGAAGUCUCACUAUCUCCAACCAAGACGACGGAUGACGUACCUGAAGUAACCGUUUUCAAUGACCGCUACUUAGCUUUCAAGAAAGCAAUAAAGAAACAUUUGGUUGCAAUCGGAGUACCUGAGAUAACAGUGACUAAUGUGCCAUUUACGCCAGCCGGAGAGUUGGAUGAUCCAAGACUUCCAGAUAGAGAAGACUGGUUGACAGCAUUUUGGAUUGCGGCUUUCAAACGUAUCAACAGGAACGCAAAAGCUGCUUUCCUAAUGGCAAAUGUCGAUCGUAUUUUAUUUUCCUCCACCCUUGGUGAGGGAAACGAAAGCAAAGUAAGGAAAGAUGCCAACGUUGUCAAUCUUGGCCAGUCCAGUAAUUUAUCCAUCGAAGAAAGUAAUGCAAUUAAAGAAAUCAGAGCAAAAUUGAAAGAGCUAAACUUUGACGAAGAGUUGACCCGCUGUUUGGAGAAAACUGGGACGUCAGAUGAACCAGAAGAGGAGUACGCCACAUCACCUGGCCAAGUUGCAAAGGUGUCAGGCCCCUCUAUAAAUGUGGACGAGACGUACUCUGAAGACCUUAUUAAGGAGAUGUUGGGCAACGUAACAGGGAACUUCAUCGGUGAGCUGACUGGUGCUAAGUUUGGUAGAAAGUACCAAACAUUCUUCGGCUGGUUUAUGAAGUAUUUUAAGAAGUUUUUCCCAACUUCUCGACCCACUUUGGCUUUAAAGGAUAGACCAGAAGGUAUUAAGGAAUAAUCAGAUGGGACCAACAGCGUGAAAAAGAGAGAAACUGUGUGCCUUUAAAAUAUCAACCAGUUAGACUAUCGACAUAUAAUCAGUUAACGAAAAUGAACUCUGUAUACUUAGAAGGUUCAUGUCACGUUUCUGAAAUUAAAUCAGUGUGCUGUAGUAAAAAGGUUCAGAUAGAUUGCAUGUUAUAUGUAGGCUCGUUAGAGGUCCAAGCUUUUUUUUUUUACAAGAUAAGACGAGUUUGAAGCAUCUACAGAUAAAGUUGUUGAGUACAAUGAAGUUAUUUGAUACAGAGGACCGAUUGAUUAAACUUUGGAAAAUGUCA